This is a messenger RNA of Seriola aureovittata, 4304 nucleotides long. RefSeq names its product vitamin D 25-hydroxylase (gene cyp2r1). The coding region runs from base 1904 to 3463 and encodes 519 amino acids. The transcript has 5 exons. Gene Ontology annotation, biological process: xenobiotic metabolic process. The record is from RefSeq and is a predicted model, not a curated record. Gene Ontology annotation, cellular component: cytoplasm; intracellular membrane-bounded organelle. Lineage: Eukaryota; Metazoa; Chordata; Actinopteri; Carangiformes; Carangidae. Gene Ontology annotation, molecular function: oxidoreductase activity, acting on paired donors, with incorporation or reduction of molecular oxygen, reduced flavin or flavoprotein as one donor, and incorporation of one atom of oxygen; heme binding; iron ion binding.
GUCUGAAAAAUCUCACACAACUAUGCAAGUCUGGAAUGUGGUGCAUGCCUUAACCUUUAACCUCUGAAUGUAGUGCAGGACCUAACCUUUAACGUGUUGAGGUGAAGGAACCUGCAGCAGCUUACUGGGGCAAAGUUUAUUUGCUUAAAAACAAAACCGACUAAUACACAAACAUGCUUUACCAGGACUUCUCAGUUAAUUACCUCAGUGAAUUCAAUUUUGAUACAAAAAAGAGGCUCUCCAAGUUUUUGUGUAAACUUUUUCAUUUCCUGUUGUGAUUACUAUCAGUACAUUUUAUAUUACUGUGUAUUAUGGCAGUUUAAAAAAAUGUUUUUUGCUCAAGCAAAAAAAGAAAAAAGAUACAAAAAUUAUAUUGCAAUAUAUUAUUUGAAAUGUAAAUAUGAAAGCAAUGUUCAAAAAAGAAACUAGGUGAACAUAUAGAAAAAUAACCAAAUACAUUUUGGUAUGAGAAUCAACAAAAAUCAAAAUAUAUUUUAAAUAAUACAUCAUAUAAAAUAUUUAAAAAAUCUGUAAUGUUUUCAUUGUUCGCUGCAUUUUUCCCCCUGUUGUUUUCUGUUGAAAUGGCCAAAGUGUAAAUAUUGCCACUUUGUUACAUUCUUAAAAAUAAGUCUGUAGGUUCCACCACAGAUCUGAAGAAAAAAAGAAAAAAAGAAAACAUUUAUCAGGUUCUGUGCUCUCUGAACUCAGCUGCUCCCCACUUCUCAGUUGUAUCAUUGUAUCAACAGGCUUCAAGAUGUUUUACUCACUAACAUAAUGAACAUUUUUUUGCUGCCUUCUAUCUUGAGAAAGUGGUCCAUAACUCCUCCUCAUGUAUCUAUUAUAUCUUUACAUGGACAUGCACUGAAAAAAAAAUAUUCAAAAUACUAUGUGUCCUGUUCUCAGAUUAUUUAGUUAUUGCCAAAGAAAUUGUUUUAAAAGUACAAUAAUGAGAGAAGUGCUGUGGCACUGUGGGCGUAGUUGGUAUAGGCCUAUAGUGUAUGAUGUAUCUUUACAGCGAGAUAACAGCAAUAUGUCAAAGUACAUCUUCCUUUUGUUGCCUAUAAUCUCCUUUUCUAGCUUCUCAAAGCAAUAGUGACUUUGACCACUACACAAAUUAGGCUUAAAUUACAUUGAGUGCAGGGAAAUAUUAUUGACACCUUACUAAUGGUACGCUGCUUAGAAGAUUUUAUUAUAAAACUUUUAAGAUUAAUAGCAUACUCAUCUUCCUAGUUUAGUAGCCAUAAUAGUCUUUGCUCCGUCUUCUCCAAUCAAAUUUUUCAGGUUGUUUUCAUCGAUUCUAUUUAAAGUUUUAAACGUUCACAUUCGCAAAGCCUGUUUUUGAACUCAAAUGUGCUCCAGCAUUUUCCAUGUACCGCCCUACGAGGAAAGACGCUUCCAAACUUUGUGUGCACUGCACACUGUGCAGUUUUGUCUAUGGUUUCCUCCCCACCGCACCCCCGCCUCCACUGUUAUAUGAUAUAUUAAAAUCGUACUUACAUAAUUGAUGAUGUCAAUUAAUGUUUGUGCACGUGUUAUUCUCAUUCUUGCAUCAACGCGCUAUUCGUGCACGUGUGUUUCUGAGACCAACUAAUACAUGCAUUUUAUAACUUUAAUAGCCGAAGCAUUUUUGCAACCAAUAAGGGGCCUGAUCAACUGCAGUUUAAUGACUUCCCGGCCCCUCAAGAAGUCAACCUAACAACCACCAAAAUGAUCCCGAUUAUUGAUCAGGAGCAGAGCAAAGUUCACCAACAGUUGACUCUGUCUUUCUGGCCAAUCUUAGCCUUAGAGGCGGGGGAUAGAAAAUGUGCAAGAUGAUACAUAUGUGCUUCAGUUCGUCUGAGGGGAAGCCGAAGUCAGCAGGGUUAGUCUGGCAGGGAAGAGAAUAAGAGACAGUUCCGAAAAGAUGGUUUCAAUUAAGUCGCCGUCUCUGGUGCCGGUGUCCUGCGCACAGGCUCUGCUCGGUGUGGGCUGUUUGGCUGUCGCCCUCCUCGCUUUCCUGCUGGUUCGCCAGCUCGUCAAGCAGAGAAGGCCCCCGGGGUUUCCUCCUGGUCCAUCUCCCAUCCCUGUGAUAGGGAACAUUCUGUCGCUGGCCACCGAGCCGCACGUCUUCCUCAAGAAGCAGAGUGAAGUUCAUGGACAGAUUUUUAGUCUUGACCUGGGAGGCAUCUUGACUGUGGUAUUGAAUGGAUAUGACUGUGUCAGGGAAUGCCUUUACCAUCAGAGUGAGGUGUUUGCUGAUCGCCCAUCGCUGCCUUUAUUCAAGAAAAUGACCAAAAUGGGUGGCCUUCUUAAUUGUAAAUAUGGCAAAGGCUGGAUUGAACACCGUAAACUGGCUUGCAACUCUUUCCGUUACUUCGGCAGUGGCCAGAGGUUGUUUCAGAGGAAGAUCUCAGAGGAGUGCAUGUUCUUUGUUGACGCCAUCGAUGAACACAAGGGAAAGCCCUUCAACCCCAAACACCUUGUGACCAACGCGGUGUCCAACAUCACCAACCUGAUCAUUUUUGGACAGCGUUUUACUUACGACGACCGCAACUUCCAGCACAUGAUUGAGAUAUUCAGUGAGAACGUGGAGCUUGCAGUGAGCGGCUGGGCCUUCCUCUACAAUGCCUUCCCUUGGAUUGAGUAUGUGCCCUUUGGAAAACACCAGAAGCUGUUCCACAAUGCUGCCGAGGUUUAUGACUUCUUACUGCAGGUUAUAAAGGGUUUUUCACAGGGCAGGGUGCCACACGUACCUCGUCACUAUGUUGAUGCAUAUUUGGAUGAAUUGGAGCAGAAUGCAGGAGACUCCAGUUCCACUUUUUCCUAUGAAAACCUCAUCUAUUCAGUUGGAGAGCUCAUUAUUGCUGGCACGGAGACCACAACUAACACCCUGCGCUGGGCCAUGCUGUACAUGGCCCUCUACCCCAACAUACAAGAGAGGGUGCACAGAGAGAUCGACAGUGUCCUGGCGAACGGGAGGGCACCCACUUUGGAGGACAAACAGAAGAUGCCCUACGUGGAGGCUGUGCUGCACGAGGUCCUUCGCUUCUGCAACAUCGUCCCACUUGGUAUUUUCCGUGCCACCUCCCAAGACGCAAAAGUCAAUGGUUACACAAUUCCCAAAGGCACCAUGGUGAUCACGAAUCUCUACUCAGUGCACUUUGAUGAGAAGUAUUGGAACGAUCCAGGUGUUUUCUCACCACAGAGGUUUCUGGACAGCAAUGGCAACUUUGUGAGGCGCGAGGCUUUCCUUCCUUUCUCCAUGGGGAGGCGUCAUUGCUUGGGUGAACAACUGGCCAGGAUGGAGAUGUUCCUCUUUUUCACCACUUUGCUCCAGAGGUUUCAUCUUCAGUUCCCUCCAGGAACCGUUCCCACUCUCACUCCCAAACUGGGCAUGACCUUACAGCCCAAACCUUACUCCAUCUGUGCUGUCCGCAGGCAACAGAAAGUUCCCUGCUCGAGAGACACUCCUUAUCACAAGUAGGAAAUCAGACAUUUAUUUACAGCUUGUUCAGCUGUUCAAGCUAGAAUUUUAACUAUUUUGCACAGCAAUGCAACCACAUGAUAGAGGUGCAUAAAACUGUAUCACUGGAUUGUAAUGUCCAGUUCCGGCGCAUUACAGUUACAAGGACUUUCAGUGGCCGAGGUGGCUCUCUACAUAGGACUGUGUGAUCCAGUUUACUUUACUAUCAAAUUCUCUCAAUGAGCAGGAUGCAUAUUUGCACAAUACCUUUUAAGCAGCAGGGGAGGCGGCAAGACUCUGCUGAAAGGACAUCCUGGGAACAUAAAUGUGCUAUUGAUUUAGAUCUCUGGAGCUCAGAGAUCCCCUGAGCCUGGAAAGUGAAAUGUCCAUGCGGUAGUGAUGGGUUAGGUACAUGUAUAUGUCAAUGAUUGAUAGUAAGUACACCUAUGAUGGUUCAUAGCCCUGACUUGUCUGGACAGCUUCAGGUCAGACAAAUGGCACCACUGAUUUGUACGUGUGGGGCAAAAUGGGACUAUCAGACUUUCCAAGAAAGUUCUGAACCCUCUCCCUCUGUGUAUUAGAACUGGACAGGGGCCAGGAUUUACGUCAUCUGAACUGAUUCUGACCCCUUCUCCAGGGAUAGUGCUCUAUGGAAAAUCUUUCUCUUAGAAGGCAAAUUCAACCCUGGUGGAUUUCUAGAAACUGACUAUGCAACACUGAUUUCUGCUAAAUGGUGCUUAUCAGUACUAACAAAGUACUGCAUUAAGGUUUUAACAUUUGUUUGUCCUUUUUUUUUGUUGCAAUACUGGCUGUAUUUUGUGUAUUCAUAAAGUGUUUUUUAAGAUAAUGAAAACGUGCCUUG